AUGAAUAAUUUCAGUUUUCCUCCACAACAAAUGCACCCUACUGUAAUUUCAAGAGAAGAAAAACCACCAUAUUCAUAUGUUGCUCUUAUCACUAUGGCCAUUGAAAGUUCUCCAGAAAAACGUAUGACAUUAUCUCAAAUAUAUAACUAUAUAGAAAAUAGAUUUACUUAUUAUAAAAAUUGUGAUCCUAAAAAACGUCAAGGAUGGCAAAAUUCUAUAAGACAUAAUUUAUCAUUAAAUGAUUGUUUUGUAAAAAAAGCACGAGAUGGUGUUGGUCCAGUUAAUGAUAGAAAAGGAAAUUAUUGGACAUUAGCACCAAACUGUGAAAAUAUGUUUGAUAAUGGAAAUUUUAGAAGAAGAAAACGCCUUAAUCGUACUGUUCCAGUUUCAUAUGAAAGAUCAUAUCAAUUACCUAAUGGACAAAGUUAUCAAAAUGUUACUUUUAAUAUUACUGAUACUCCUCAACAAGUAAUGCUUAAUAAUGGUUCAAUAAACCAAUCUUCAAUAGAAAGUAUUUUAAGCAACUUUAAUAACCAAUAUUUUAAUGAGGCCCGUAGGACAACGGGAAAUUAUAUUCAACAAUCACAAGUCCAACUUUCUAGAAAUGAUAAUGUUCCAUCUAAUCAAACAUACUUUUCUCCUAAUAUUGAAAGUAAAAUCAGUCCAAAUAUCUAUUCUCAUUCUGCUUUACUUAACACAAACAAUCCAAGAUUUCAGAAUCAAUAUGCGCAACAACAUGUUAUUAAACCUCAAACAGCUAAUAUAGUUAAUACAUUAAAUAUUGGAACAUGGUCAGGUUUAAAUUCAAUAACAUCAACUGAUAAUGAUUUUUGUAUUGUAAAUGGAGAACUUAAUCAACAACCUCAAAUGAAUUAUAAUAAUAUUCAAUCAAUGCAACAACAACGUCUUGAAAGUGAAAAUUCAAUAAUUGUUCAACAAAAUCAAUCCAUAUAUAAUAAUCAAUUUAGAUAUCUUGAACCACUCCCACCAGCUAGUACCAAUCAGGCGUUAAGUAAUGCACAAAGUAUGAUUGGAUCUAACGCUAAUCAACCAUGGAAUAUACAACCAAUAUCGUUAUUAAAAUCAAGAAAAGACUUAUCUUCUAAUGUAAAAGUUGAAGCAUCAUAA
Molecule: messenger RNA, 1128 nt
Organism: Strongyloides ratti
Lineage: Eukaryota; Metazoa; Nematoda; Chromadorea; Rhabditida; Strongyloididae
Product: Transcription factor, fork head domain and Winged helix-turn-helix DNA-binding domain-containing protein
Exons: 2
Coding region: 1-1128 (375 amino acids)
Biological process (GO): anatomical structure morphogenesis; regulation of transcription by RNA polymerase II; cell differentiation
Molecular function (GO): RNA polymerase II cis-regulatory region sequence-specific DNA binding; DNA-binding transcription factor activity, RNA polymerase II-specific
Source: RefSeq, a predicted model, not a curated record